Molecule: messenger RNA, 780 nt
Organism: Penicillium antarcticum
Lineage: Eukaryota; Fungi; Ascomycota; Eurotiomycetes; Eurotiales; Aspergillaceae
Product: S1 family serine peptidase
Exons: 1
Coding region: 1-780 (259 amino acids)
Biological process (GO): proteolysis
Molecular function (GO): serine-type endopeptidase activity
Source: RefSeq, a predicted model, not a curated record
AUGCGCAUCACCAAUGCAUUCGCCCUGACUGGGCUCGCUCUUUCCACCUCGGUCAAUGCCAUCGUCAACGGCACUGAAGCCACCGCCCUCGAUUACCCCUCUAUCGCUGGCCUCUACUCCAGCAGCUGGUUCGGAGACAGUUUGAUUUGCUCAGGUGUUGUCGUUGGCGAAUACACAGUCCUCACAACUGCACACUGUGUCGACGGCUCAAGUGCUUCCAACCUGAAGGUCCGCGUUGGCACUGCCGAUCGAACCACCGGAGGCGCUCUCAUUCCAAUCUCCAAAGUCACUAGCCAUCCAUUCUACAGCUCCAGCACCAUGGACUAUGACUAUGCCGUUCUACAUAUGGCCCAAAGCGCCCUUGAAGUCAGCGGUGUUGCCGCCGCGCUGCUGCCGUCGACGGACGAUGCCACCGGCGAUGAUUACCCACUCCGAAUCGCUGGCUGGGGCAUGGAGGCUUCUUCUUCCAAAACUCUUCCGACGUCGCUGCACCACGUCAACAUGGUGAGCGUCGAACAAAGCAAGUGCAACGAUUUAUGGGCGGAUGACAAUCCCAUCACCAAGAACAUGAUGUGUUUCCAGCCGGAUGUGCCUCUGGCGCCUGGAACCUCUGUCUGCAAUAGUGACGAGGGGGGUCCGAUUGUGGACGAGACUGGUCAAACUGUGUUUGGCAUGGUUAGCUAUUUCGCGAAAGAUUGCUCUGCCUCUCCUCGCCCGAACGUCGGAUCCAACCUCAAUGAUCAGUCUGCUAAGGAUUGGAUCAAGAACAUGAUCAAAUAA